Messenger RNA from Strongylus vulgaris, 266 nucleotides. Lineage: Eukaryota; Metazoa; Nematoda; Chromadorea; Rhabditida; Strongylidae. The record is from the annotation of a GenBank genome assembly.
AUGGUUGAUGCGAAACAUACUAAUCUGCAUGGAUCAGCGAUUGCACAAGGAGCUCGUGGAAUGGUACAGUUCGUAACACAGUAUCAACAUGCUGAUGGGAGAAAAAGAAUUCGAGUAACAACCACGUGCAGAUCGUGGGCGGAUAUGGCAACCCAACAGCCGAACAUUGCUUAUGGAUUUGAUCAAGUGAGCUUCUGCUUUUUUUUGACAUGGCUUUGUGAAGGCUCAUUUACUGUAUUCGGUGUUUCUAAAGCGGAUCUCUAAAA